This is a messenger RNA of Glossina fuscipes, 2068 nucleotides long. It is a transcript of the gene dimm, whose product is annotated as protein dimmed. Bases 654 to 1787 code for a protein of 377 amino acids. The record is from RefSeq and is a predicted model, not a curated record. The transcript is spliced from 6 exons. Gene Ontology annotation, molecular function: protein dimerization activity. Lineage: Eukaryota; Metazoa; Arthropoda; Insecta; Diptera; Glossinidae.
ACUCAAUAUGGGAUUACUUUAAAGAUGUGGCCUUCAGAAACUAUUGCUCGGUUAGAAAUUUCAAAAGGAUGCUCCGAAGAAAAAUGUUUCAUCAAAUAAUGAAGAUCUUGACGAAUCGUUACAUGAACGACAUGGGAUUGUUAAAAUAGGCUUAAAAUGAUUGACUCUGAAGGAAUGAAUAAAAAUGUUUUGUUCUGAUUUAGUUCCGGAAAGGAUUGACCGACGGGUGAGCGUACCUAUGUUCUUACAAUGAGAACUCAAAGUUAAACUAAGAUAUUUAUCCUUCGAUGAUAUCGCUUACAUUGCAGCGUAAAGAGUGAUAAUUGACUUAGAAUAGACUAAAGUUGCUGUGGUAGUAGUAGUAGGAUGACUGGUCUCAUAUAGUACUGACUGUUUUCAGCAAACGCUCGCUGGUAAAAACCAAGACUCCAUUAAGUUUGGAAAAGUCAUUCCAAGCAUUUUGUCAUCAUAUUUUGACCGUAUUUCUGAUAGAUAGUAAAUUGUACUAUACGAACGACAUAUAAUAUAUUUUUCUAAUAAUCAUAAAGUCAAUGUAAAAGAAGCCAAUCUUGGGAUAAAUUCAGCAUUCCCACACAUAAUAUAUCUACAUAUGUGGUUAUAUCGGUUUCCAAGUAUCCCUUAUAGCAUUUAAAAUGAACUACGAACUGAUGUGCAAACUGAAUGUUCAUGACAGUCAAGGAAUCGAAAUAAUGGGCUCACAUGAUUUUACCCAAUUACAACAUCAGCCACAACAAAUGCUUAGUUAUAACAUACCAGAAGCGGUAGCAACAACAGUAACAACGACAACUGCAUCAAUACCGGUGACAUCAUUGACAACGGCACCGCAACAACAACAGCAACAAACAAGCCAGCAUUCACCAGAUAACAUUAGAUCUUCAAGACCAAUAAGAAGAGCAAGUCGAAGAACAUCGUCACAGUUAAGCAAUAAUUAUGACAUGGAAAUGACAGAUUCAAGUUCGCAAAGCGAUGAUACAAGUGGGGGCGGUGGCAGUAGUAAUGGCGGCAGUGCACGACCUUCAAGUCGUGGCAGAAACUCUUCUUCAGGAACAAGCCAAAAUCGUCGCCGUAAGGGAACGCUAAAUGCAAAGGAACGUAAUUUACGUCGUCUGGAAUCAAAUGAACGAGAACGCAUGCGUAUGCAUAGCUUGAAUGACGCUUUCCAGUCAUUACGUGAAGUUAUACCACAUGUGGAAAUGGAGAGAAGACUGUCGAAAAUUGAAACUUUAACUUUGGCUAAAAAUUACAUAAUUAACUUGACGCAUAUAAUACUUGCAAAACGUAACGAAGAAUCCGCCCUAGAUUUGAAUGGUAUAAUAUUGAACGGAGAAGCUAACGCCUUGGAAAAUUCGGCUGAGACAGAAGCAAAUGUCAUGCAACUUAGUACAGCUGCAACGGUAAAUGGUGCAAUGGUAGCGUGCUACGACGAUGGUCUUAUCAAUGGAAAUAGUAGCAGCUAUAAUUGCAGUCUUUUAGCAGAGCACUCAAAACAACAACAACAACCACAACAAUCCACAAUAACAACAGCUACAACUACAAUACAAAUACAAAAUCAAACUUUAUCGCAUCAUGUACAUCACGCGCAAACCCAACCUUUGAUGAUGACAAAUCACGAUCAGCAAAUAUUUAUGCAGCAGCAACAGCAUCAACAACACCAACAACAAACUGCAAUCAUUAUCAAUGGCGGUGGCAAUUAUGGCGGUACGGGUAACAGCGAAAACGCUAACAAUCACAAUAACUUCGAUGAACCUUUCAGAGAGUUUUUGUAAAAAAGUUCGAAGCAAUAUCGACGUCGCGAAAAUCACCCCAGCGAAGAUUAAUAGGAAGAAAUAUACACUUAAAUACCGAGACAGAUGUCAAGUACCAAGAUGGGUUUAAAAAAAAAAAUUAUAAAGAGGUUAAUUAGAAAAGCUAAUAAAGAGCAAAAGUAGAAAAUUUUAGGAUUGUUAAAAAAUGUGCAACAUUUCAAAAGUUAAGAAAUCGCUAUUAUUGCUGAUAAUUGAAAAAAUUACUAAAAUCGCAAAAGUAUUUAAACACUUUUAGUUGUCUA